AUGACCUCUAACCCAGCUAGCGUGGCCACCCAGUACAAGGCCAUUGUGGACAAACUUGGUGAUAUGGGGGUCUAUCUUGCUUACAAUGAUCUCCUCCUUCUUGUGCUUCACGACGCCAUCCCUCAGGGUUCCAAUCUUCGCCAAGAGUUUGACCAACGGAUCGACACGGAGUUUGACCUAAACGGAAGGCAGGUGAUCACUUUUGAGAAGACUUGGCGUAUCUUGAGUGAGGCCAUCUCCGGUGCUCCCCAACAAACUCGCCGCAUCUGUUUCUGCUGUCGUUCUCCCAACCACCUUAUCAGCCAAUUCACUGCUCCAGAUCCUUCUUCCCGCCCAGCGACCCAACAGCCGCUUGCCCAGGCACAGAGUGGGCACGUCCCUCCAGGUUUUCAGGCUUACUAUCCAAUCAUUUCUCCGACUGGUGCGGUCCCAAUGUACUACCCUCCCCGCCUCAACCAACACAACCCCAACUCUAGUCCAGUUUGGCGAGGCCGCAUGGAUUCCUACCGUCCCCAAUAUGGCCAGCAAUCCAACCGUCCGGCUGCCCGAGCUGCUGAACCUGCUGCAGUUCCCCCGGUCGACCUGUCUUUCAACAACCUCGAUGUUUCUGCAAACCCGGCUGGCGAUUCAAAUCCUCAAUAA
Messenger RNA from Puccinia graminis f. sp. tritici CRL 75-36-700-3, 642 nucleotides. RefSeq lists its product as uncharacterized. Lineage: Eukaryota; Fungi; Basidiomycota; Pucciniomycetes; Pucciniales; Pucciniaceae. The transcript has 2 exons. The record is from RefSeq and is a predicted model, not a curated record. The coding region runs from base 1 to 642 and encodes 213 amino acids.